Scleropages formosus (Asian bonytongue) is the source of this 690-nucleotide messenger RNA. RefSeq names its product interleukin 17c (gene il17c). The transcript has 3 exons. Gene Ontology annotation, cellular component: extracellular region. The coding region runs from base 84 to 599 and encodes 171 amino acids. Gene Ontology annotation, molecular function: cytokine activity. The record is from RefSeq and is a predicted model, not a curated record. NCBI's taxonomy places the organism in Eukaryota, Metazoa, Chordata, Actinopteri, Osteoglossiformes, Osteoglossidae. Gene Ontology annotation, biological process: inflammatory response.
AUGGCACAGAGCGAACCAGACACCUGGAUUAACACUCGGGCACCCCCGCAUACACAGCUUUUCUCGCCUUUUUUCCAGAGAAGAUGAGGGUGCUCUACGUGUGUGUGCUGCUCGCUCUGAGCCUCCGCGGACUGGCGAGGAGGCUGCGCCACAAAGAAUGCUUCGACGAGGACGAGAUGAAAGCGCGCGUGGACAGGUUUCUGCGGAACCACGUGGCCGAACCCGUCCCUGAGACGGCGGGGCAGCUUGGGGGGCACAUGAAGGGGCACAUGGAGGGGCACGUGGAGGGGCAGCUGUGCUCCAGCUUCCAGCUGCAGGCCUCCUCCCCGCACCACAGCAACCGCUCUAUCUCCCCCUGGCGGUACAGAAUUGACUACGACGAAGACAGGUACCCGAAAUCUGUGGCCGUCGCCGUGUGCCUUUGCGAGGGCUGCAUCAUUAACGGCACCGAGGACACGAGCUACAACUCCGUGCCCGUGAGGCAGGUGAGGAGGGUGCUGCGGCGCGUGCGCUGCCCCUUGAACUCCACGAGGUACUCCCUGAAGACCAGCUUGAUGGAAGUGCCCGUGGCCUGUACCUGCGUUAUACCGAAGCAGUGACACGUCGCGGGAGAGGCGCUUCAUCCCCGCAUCGCUUGCGGGGGGGCUUUUCCCGUGCUCCGCUCCGCUCUGUUUCUCUGCCGUCUUUCAA